This is a messenger RNA of Cyphellophora europaea CBS 101466, 2700 nucleotides long. Its product is annotated as ribonucleoside-diphosphate reductase large chain. The record is from RefSeq and is a predicted model, not a curated record. Gene Ontology annotation, biological process: DNA replication; deoxyribonucleotide biosynthetic process. Gene Ontology annotation, cellular component: ribonucleoside-diphosphate reductase complex. Lineage: Eukaryota; Fungi; Ascomycota; Eurotiomycetes; Chaetothyriales; Cyphellophoraceae. Gene Ontology annotation, molecular function: ribonucleoside-diphosphate reductase activity, thioredoxin disulfide as acceptor; ATP binding. The transcript is spliced from 3 exons. The coding region runs from base 1 to 2700 and encodes 899 amino acids.
AUGUUUGUCUUCAAGCGAGAUGGACGCAAGGAACGCGUGCAGUUCGACAAGAUCACAGCUCGUGUCUCGAGACUGUGUUACGGCCUCGACCCUGACCAUGUCGAUCCUGCCGCAAUCACUCAAAAGGUCAUCUCUGGUGUCUACCAGGGUGUGACUACCAUCGAGCUUGACAACCUCGCCGCUGAGACCGCAGCUUAUAUGACUGUCACCCACCCAGACUAUGCCAUCCUGGCUGCCCGUAUAGCCGUCUCCAACCUCCACAAGCAGACCAAAAAGCAGUUCUCAUCUGUGAUUGCUGAUCUGUACAACUAUAUCAACCCCAAGACCAAUAAGCCGGCACCCAUGAUCUCGGACAUGACCUACAACAGCAUCAUGAAGCAUGCCGAUGAACUGAACUCAGCUAUCGUCUACGAGCGAGAUUUCAACUACCAAUACUUUGGUUUCAAGACUCUCGAGAGAUCAUAUCUGCUCAAGAUUGGCAAGAAGAUUGCAGAGAGACCACAGCACAUGCUAAUGCGUGUUGCCGUUGGCAUCCACGGUGAUGACGUUGAGAAGGCUAUCGAGACCUACAACCUGCUAUCUCAGAAGACCUUCACUCAUGCUUCGCCAACCCUGUUCGCUGCUGGCACUCCUCACCCGCAGCUCUCCUCAUGCUUCCUCGUCGACAUGAAGUCGGACAGCAUCGAGGGCAUCUACGACACUCUCAAGACCUGUGCCAUGAUCUCCAAGAGUGCAGGCGGUAUUGGUGUCAAUGCUCACUGCAUUCGUGCCACUGGCUCCUAUAUUGCAGGUACCAACGGCACUUCUAACGGCCUCAUCCCAAUGUUGCGCGUUUUCAACAACACUGCCCGCUAUGUUGACCAGGGCGGCAACAAGCGCCCAGGCGCCUUCGCCGUCUACCUUGAGCCUUGGCACGCCGAUGUCUUCGAAUGGCUCAACCUCCGCAAGAACCAUGGCAAGGAGGAGGUUCGUGCCCGCGAUCUUUUCUACGCUCUGUGGACCCCUGAUCUGUUUAUGGAGCGUGUUGAGAAGAACCAGGAAUGGACAUUGAUGUGCCCCAACGAGUGCCCUGGUCUCGCUGAUGUCUACGGCGACGAGUUCAAUGCUCUGUACACCAAGUACGAGAAUGAAGGCCGUGGCCGCGCCACCAUCAAGGCACAGAAGCUGUGGUAUGCCAUUCUCGAAGCCCAGACUGAGACCGGCAACCCAUUCAUGCUCUACAAAGAUGCUUGCAACCGCAAGUCCAACCAGAAGAACCUUGGCACUAUUCGCAGUUCCAACCUGUGCACGGAGAUUAUCGAAUACACUGCUCCGGAUGAGGUCGCUGUCUGCAAUCUUGCUUCCCUGGCCCUGCCGGCCUUCGUCGACCAGGCUCGUGGCGAGUACGACUUCGGUCGUCUGCACGAGGUUGCGCAGGUUGUCACCCGCAACUUGAACAAGAUCAUCGAAAUCAACUACUACCCCGUACCAGAAGCCAAGAAGAGCAACUUCAGACACCGCCCUAUCGGCAUUGGUGUUCAGGGUCUUGCUGACGCGUUCCUUGCCUUGCGUUUGCCGUUUGACUCGCCCGAGGCUAAACAGCUCAACAUCCAGAUCUUCGAGACGAUCUACCACGCUGCUCUGACGGCCUCGUGCGAGAUCGCCAAGGAGCUGGGUCCGUAUGAGACUUACCCAGGAUCCCCCAUCUCGCAGGGCAUCCUGCAAUACGACAUGUGGAACGUUACCCCAUCCGAUCUGUGGGACUGGGACUCGCUGAAAGCUGAUAUUGCCAAGUAUGGCGUGCGCAACUCUCUUCUACUGGCGCCGAUGCCUACUGCCUCCACCUCGCAGAUCCUGGGCAACAAUGAGUGCUUCGAACCAUAUACCUCCAACAUUUAUUCUCGUCGUGUCCUGGCUGGCGAGUUCCAGGUUGUCAACCCCUGGCUUCUCAAGGAUCUGGUCGACCUCGGCCUAUGGUCUGAGAACAUGAAGAACCGUAUCAUCGCUGAGGGUGGCUCUAUUCAGAACAUCCCCAACAUUCCCGCAGAUAUCAAGGCUCUCUACAAGACUGUCUGGGAAAUCUCCCAGCGCACUGUCCUACAGAUGGCUGCUGACCGUGGUGCGUUCAUUGAUCAGUCACAGUCCCUCAACAUUCACUUGAAGGAGCCUACCAUGGGCAAGAUCACCAGCAUGCAUUUCGCCGGCUGGAAGAUGGGUCUCAAGACUGGCAUGUACUAUCUCCGAACCAUGGCCGCCUCGGCGCCCAUCCAAUUCACCGUCGACCAAGAGGCUCUCAAGGUGGAAGAUACCAACAUCGCCCGUGACCGCGCCGGUGGCAGGAAGAGAGGCAGCCUCGGCCCCGAGACCCGCCUGACUGCUAUUCCUCGCCCCAUGUACAUCGCGAAGGGUGGCAACGGUAGUGCCGAGAGGAUCAACGGCGCUAUCACUCCUGCUGCCACUCCCCCUCCCGUCGAGGAGACCAAGCAACUCGGCAGCAGACUCGCCAAGACCAGACUGUCUGAUGGGCAGAGCAGUGGCGAGGCUAGCCCGCAAGUCCUCGCCACCGACCCCGUCGGAACUCCUGACCUUGACGAGGAGCUUGACGCCAAGAAGAACCAGGAGGAGGAUGCGAGCGAGGACCGCGAGGGUGACAUCUACGCGCAGAAGGUGCUUGCCUGCUCCAUCGAGAACAAGGAAGCCUGCGUCAUGUGCAGCGGUUGA